UAAAAAACUCCCCACAAACAUUAAACAAUAGGUAGCCGUGGAAAUAGCCAUGAGGUCAAUUCAUCCUCUUAUCUCUUUUCCUAAGAAAUUCAACUCUUUAUGUUGCGACUUGGCAGUAGUGCAGCGUCAAAACCGCCAUAUCCAGCUAUCUCCUUCCGCAUCUUCAUCAAGAAACCCUCAAAAUGAUGAAAACCUGAUUUCUCUUGUCAAAUCGACUACUCAAACACGUCAUCUGCUCCAAAUCCAUGCUCAAACCAUUCGCACUUCUCUAUGUCGUGACCCCAGGGUUUUCUCGGCUUUCUUGACUCGCAUCUCACUUCCGCCCUUUCAAGAUUUGGGUUAUGCUCGGAGGAUGUUUGAUGAAUUCCCGCAACGGAAUGCGUCAUCUUACAAUAUAAUGAUCAGGGCUUAUGCGAUUGGGAACCUGCCCAAGGAAGGCUUAGAGCUGUAUAGGGAAAUGCUUCCCCUGGGCGUAUCUCCAGACUCUUUGUCACUGUCGUUUGCAAUCAAAUGUGCGGUAAAGGUUGGUUCUUUUUAUGAAGGAAUGCAGAUUCACACCCGCGUUCUUAGGUAUGGACAUCAAUCCGACAGUCAUUUGCUCACAUCUUUGAUGGACUUCUACUCAUCUUGUAAGAAGUACAGUGACGCUUACAAAGUGUUUGAUGAAAUGUAUGUAAAGGACACUGUUUCUUGGAACAUGUUGAUAGCUUGCUUCAUGAAAAAUCGCCGCCGUCACGAUGCUUUACACGUAUUCGAUAUGAUGAUGCAGAAUUCAAAUGCGUGCCGACCAGAUGACGUCACCUGUCUGCUAGCACUUCAGGUGUGUGCACAGCUAAACGCGUUGGAGUUUGGGGAAAGAGUUCACAAAUACAUCGUAGAACAUGCUUAUGGAGAUUCAAUGAAUAUAUGUAAUAUGCUUAUAACAAUGUAUUCACGUUGUGGGUGUGCUGAUAAGGCCUACGAGGUGUUCACAAAGAUGCCCAGGAAAGAUGUUGUGUCUUGGAGUGCAAUGAUUUCGGGUUUGGCAAGCAAUGGCUAUGGCAGAGAUGCCAUUGAUGCUUUUAAAGAGAUGCAAGCAGGAGGUAUUGCACCAGAUUGUCACACUUUUACUGGGGUUCUCUCCGCUUGUAGUCACUCUGGUCUUUUAAAUGAAGGACGGAUGUUCUUCGACAGAAUGAGUACACAAUUUAGGAUUAUGCCUAACGUUCAUCACUAUGGGUGUAUGGUUGAUCUCAUGGGCCGAGCAGGUCUACUCCAGGAGGCAUAUGAAUUUAUAAAAUCAAUGAGAAUCAAACCAGAUGCAACAAUGUGGAGGACACUAUUAGCAGCUUGUAAAAUUCAUCGUGCUUCCGCCCUAGGUGAAAGAGUUAUUGAACAUUUGAUUGAGCUGAGGGCCGAAGAAGCCGGAGAUUAUGUGUUGUUGUUGAAUACAUAUAGUUCUUUUGGCGGUCAUUGUGAUGAUAAGGUGGUUUACUUGCGGAAAUUGAUGAAAGAAAAGGGAAUCUAUACAACUCCAGCUUGUAGUACAAUAGAGAUGAAAGGGAAAAUCCAUGAAUUUAUUGCAGACGAUGUUUCACAUCCUAUGAGAGGUGAGAUCUAUGAGAAGUUGGAUGAGAUCAAUAAGCAACUUACAAUUGGUGGAUAUGUGGCUGAAAUAACACCAGAAGUGGAAGAAAAGAGGGUUAGAUCAUCUUUUCACAGCGAGAAGUUGGCGAUUGCUUUUGGCGUGCUGUCAACUUCACCUGGAACUACAAUAAGAGUUGCCAAAGACCUCAGAAUUUGUGUUGACUGCCACAAUUUUGCAAAGGCCCUUUCUGGGGUGUACAACAGGGUGGUAGUUAUUAGAGACCGCACUCGCUUCCAUCACUUUCGUGGAGGCUACUGCUCUUGCAAUGACUACUGGUGAGGUAAAAAUGUAUUUGACACUGUGAGCUGAAGAUUAAGGCUAAUGUGUCUAUAUAUAAUUAUAUACAGUAUGUUUGUAGAAUUAGUACUGCAGAUGGAAUUCAAGACGGAAAAAACAGAUAUAUACUCCCUUCGUUUCAUAUCGGUUCUCAUUUCAGUUAGCACAAAGUAUAUAGUGGUGGUGGGUGGGGAGUAGAGAAACAGGAGAGUAUAAAGGUAAGGUGCUACUACGUAUUUCAAAUCAAAAGCCACUGUAUGUUACUGCUGAAACAGCAUAUGUUUGUUUUUGUUUGCUAGUGUACUUUCGUUUUUGGGCCCUAGAGUAUGUAAGUCCAAUUUCAUAUGUCAAUUCAUGUUAGCCGACCCCAAACUCUUCUGGGACUAAGGCUUAGAUGUUGUUGUGAUGCAACUAGUAUUGUUGAAAAUGUAUCUGAAUUAUUGCAGAAUAUUUCAUAUUACGGAGCAUAAUUUAGAAUCUUUCAUAAUAAGGCAACUGGGAUAAUUAUCACCAAUAUAUAAAUUUAUGAUGUUUGUGUGAUGGAAGUGAUAAGAUUUCUUUGUGUUUUAGCUUGGGUAAGAAUGUAAGAUUAGAGCCUAUGCACAGUUAGUUGUAGAGAUAACAUUUCCCAGGUGAGUGUGUUUUUUGUUACUCCGCUAUUAAAAUGUAUUUUUUUUUAAAUUCAGGUAUCUAAGUCUUGGUGGAGGCCAAAGUCAAUGCAGUCCAUGAAUUCUGGACUGCAGGCUCAAGUUCUGUCCCGGUUUGCUUUUCCAGCAUUCUGCCACCUCACAUCAUACUAUGCCUGUUACUUACAUACUGUUAUUAUUCGGAGCAGGCUGUGGCCUUGAAGGAAAAGAUGUGCAUCGACACAUUGGGAGGGAAUGUGUAUCAUUGGCUAAUCAACUGGGAGUCUUUGCUUAUCUCAUCUCUUUUCCAACCUCUUUUUAUCAACCUUUUGUGCCUUCCUCUACGGGAACGUCACCUCACCAAGAAUGACCAAGAACGAUGGUGGUCAUGUUUAUAUCAUUAUUCCUUUACCGGAUGAGGAGAGUCGUGUUUUAUGCUACGAAUGCCCCAUUUUUCUUCCAGUGAUGUGUGUGGCUUGAGGCCUUUUGCUGGGCCUCAGAAAUGGAAAUAUACUUUUCUUAGGCACAGAUGAUUGAGAAGAGGCCUUUGCAGUCGUGGAUACUCUUGGAUGCCUGUUGUGUUGUAAGAAGAUGUAAAUUCAGUUUUUGCAACAGGACUCUGCUCGCCCUAGUUUCUAUCCUACAGGGGUUGCUUUUAUGGCUAUUUCAAGCUAGACUAUUGUAAAAUUUAAUACCUCGUAUUUAUUUCGGUAAAUUUGUAAGAACAGCACUAUAGAAGUAUAGAUAAUGGAUUUGGCCUACUUCAAUCUGGUCUCUCUGCGGAUCACAGUUUAUGAUGUAAUUACUCAUUUUAAAAUGUCAGCAUUUUUUACGAGCAUUGGGUUAUUC
Messenger RNA from Cuscuta epithymum, 3378 nucleotides. NCBI's taxonomy places the organism in Eukaryota, Viridiplantae, Streptophyta, Magnoliopsida, Solanales, Convolvulaceae. The record is from the annotation of a GenBank genome assembly.